AUGGCCACCGCCAACUUGACGCAACGGCCGGCUGGACCGAGUCGCGACAACAGCUUCGGCCUCCUGACGCCGGGACGCACCAGUCCGCCGUUGUGCACCCACAGCAGCAACUACUCCGACCUGCUAGGCCUGGGCGCCGAGAGUGAACAGGAGACAGCAAUUGUACCGAUAGCACUGGGUUCGAGUAAGGUUUUUGCUCGGGCGUAUUCGCAACAGGACAGUCGGGCCGAGACGACGCGCUCGGUGAACCAGGUCGACUUGAGCGAGCAAGACAACCAGAAGACGACGAUUCGUGUGCCAUUCCCCAACGAGGCCUUGGUCGACAUCGACUCCAGUUCGCGUAGUUCCGGAGAAACCCUCUCUUUCAUGCGGAUGACUCCGUUUCCACGGCAGCUCAAUGUACGCAUGAUCAGUAAACUCAUUUCCAAGGUUUACAAAGCGGCGGAAAACCUGGACCUGCCGGACAAAGACAGGAAAUUGCUGUUGCGCAUCUUGCGUGAAUUCAUUCAACGCAACACCAGCGAUUUGCAAUUGCAGAUGGCCUCCGACAGUUCGGGUCCCAGUGAGAAGGAGUCAAACCUCCAAGCCUCGUGUCGGACGACCUCAGACGCGGAUACCAUGACCAGCACGAGCCCAGUGCCUCCGGUUGUGCGGCCGCAGAUGCGUCAAAUCACCGAGCUCAGCCUGAUCGAGCUGCACAAGUUGUUGUUUUUGCAGAGCAGGAGCCGAGUUCAGGCCGUCAUCUAUCGGCUGAAACGACUCCGAGCGAUGCGGCAACAGGAGAUACUCAACCGAAUUGAGCACAGGAUGCACCUGGCCCGAUCCAAAGCGCCUCACGUAAAGGUGAUGAAGAACGGGUAA
This is a messenger RNA of Protopolystoma xenopodis, 861 nucleotides long. NCBI's taxonomy places the organism in Eukaryota, Metazoa, Platyhelminthes, Monogenea, Polystomatidea, Polystomatidae. The record is from the annotation of a GenBank genome assembly.